Molecule: messenger RNA, 1533 nt
Organism: Emericellopsis cladophorae
Lineage: Eukaryota; Fungi; Ascomycota; Sordariomycetes; Hypocreales; Bionectriaceae
Exons: 7
Coding region: 1-1533 (510 amino acids)
Biological process (GO): tRNA methylation; wybutosine biosynthetic process
Molecular function (GO): tRNA methyltransferase activity
Source: RefSeq, a predicted model, not a curated record
AUGAAAUUCGCUGACACGAACAAGACAAACAGCAGCAGCAUUGCGUCGAAGAGAAGCGUUGAGCGCCUGUACUACCCCAAUGAACCACACUUUUUCCGCUUCUUCGUCAAGAAGCCCCAGAGAAGAGCCCCUCUGAUCAACCGCGGCUACUGGCUUCGACUCCGCGCCAUCGAUGUCAUAAUCAGCGAUGGUUCUCUCUUUGUGGACAUCGACUACCCGCACCUCAUGCGCAAGAAGCGAGCCAUUGUUCUGCAGACCCCCCAGCUUCGAGAUCUCCUGGGCACUGGUGUCACGAUCAGCAAGGAUGACAAUGACCCUGUUCUUCUCGAGAGCGCCAAGUACUGCCAGCUGGCCUGUGACUUGCGUGAGCUCGAAGCACUGCGCCGGACGCUAGACUCUAUUUUACUCCUCAAGGACGCGGAAGUACUGUUCGUUGCCGAAGUAUCAAUCACCUACAUGGACACUGCCUCCGCUGAUGCUUUGAUCAAAUGGGCUAGUGGUAUUGGCCAAGAUCAUCCCUUCGCGAAGACAAUGUUGCGGCACUUCGAGAAGCUCAAUACCCCGAUCAAGUCGGUGCAACAAUACCCAACGGUUGACAGCCAGCGAGAACGCUUUAAAGACCGAGGCUGGGCUCAAGUAGACAUUUGGGACCUCUGGGAAGCCUGGUCAUCAUCAGUCUUCAUGACAAGCGCCGAACGGAUGGCACUGGACCAGGUUGAGCCAUUCGAUGAAUGGGAAGAGCUCAUGCUAUUUGGGCGCCACUACUCUGUGCUCCAUGCGCAGGCCUCGUCUACUGGUGUAGAGGACACGGCUAUGGAAAAGCAAGCUCCGGCACGCUCGGUAAACAAACAGACGAGGGAUGGCUUCUUCAAGGGGCUAUAUUGCGGCGGCUUGCGUCCUGAUGGUACCCUGAACCUGGACCGCUAUACCUGGGAACUGGAUAUCGCUAAGGAAGUGGUCGUGGCUCACGAGUGCUCUGACGAUACGGAAAAAAUGGACUUCAACUCCAAGAAUUUCCGGUACGUGACUGAUCAAUUCAAGAAAAUCAUCGAAAAGAUCCAGUCAGGAGGGAGGUUAUACAUCCGGUCGCUAUCUACCGACAACCCCACUGAUCAACCGGCCAACUUGGAGAAUGACUUUCCUUCUUUAGCAGAAGACUUUACCCUACCGGAAGAACUGGCUUUCGUCAAGGAGAACCUCUUCAGUUCCAUUCUCAGAAUAUCGGGUCGGGUGAACAUGUGGCUUCACUAUGAUGUCAUGGCCAACGUAUAUGCACAGGUACACGGCUCAAAGCCUACGCCGACGAGCGACUUGAGUGUCGCUGUGAAUAUCUUCUUCCGCGACUUGCAGGAUGGCUACUCUACCGGCAGAGACGUCUACGGCAACAGGGAUCUGGCGGGCUAUGAGAAGGGCAGACAGGAGGUGGCGAAGAUUGCCAAGAGCUUUGGGCAACUUCCAGCGGACAUUCGCAGGUUCUAUUUAGACAGGCUCGCGGACGAGUUGCGACAAGCCGCAGGAGGAGACGGACUGUAA